ACCUGGAACGAACUGGAAUAACGUUAGUGUUUUUCUCGCUCUUAACAUUUUCAUCCAGGAGCAAUGAGACGGAAGGAAAAGAGGUUGCUGCAGUUCGCCGGCUUGCUCAUAGCGGCUCUCCUCUUCCUUCCAAACGUGGGUCUGUGGUCCUUGUACCGAGAUCGGGUGUUUGAGAACUCGCCCGAGAUAGUAGAGGGACCCGGUGGUAUCCCCCAAAUACAGGGGGUGAACGUGAGGCCCCGGAAGGAGUCGCAGGUGGGGCGCGACGGGGUGCGGAGGAAGGACUGGCACGACUACGAGGCCAUCAGGAGGGACGCAGCCCGCUCGGGUAACGGCGAACAGGGCAAGCCCUUCCCGCUGACCGAUGCCGACCGCGUCGACCAGGCGUACAGAGAGAACGGCUUCAACAUCUACGUCAGCGACCGGAUCUCGCUGAACCGCUCCGUGGCUGACAUCCGACACCCGAACUGCAAGCAGAAGCUGUACGCCGAGAAGCUCCCCAACACCAGCAUCAUCAUCCCGUUCCACAACGAGGGUUGGUCCUCGCUGCUGCGCACCGUCCACAGCGUGCUCAACCGCUCCCCGCCCGAGCUCAUCGCCGAGAUCAUCCUGGUGGAUGACUUCAGCGACAAAGAGCACCUAAAAGCCUCGCUGGAGGAGUACAUGGUGCGCAUGCCCAAGGUCAGGAUUCUGCGCACCAAGAAGAGGGAGGGGCUCAUCAGAACCAGGCUGCUGGGGGCGUCUGCCGCCAAGGGAGAAGUCAUCACCUUCCUGGACUCUCACUGUGAAGCCAAUGUCAACUGGCUGCCUCCUCUCCUGGACCGGAUCGCCCAGAACCGCAAGUCGAUAGUGUGCCCGAUGAUCGACGUGAUCGACCACGACAACUUCGGCUACGAGACCCAGGCGGGCGACGCCAUGCGGGGGGCCUUCGACUGGGAGAUGUACUACAAGCGCAUUCCGAUUCCCCCGGAGCUGCAGCAGGAGGACCCCAGCGAGCCCUUCGAGUCUCCGGUGAUGGCUGGUGGACUCUUUGCUGUAGACAGGAAGUGGUUCUGGGAGCUGGGAGGAUAUGACACGGGCCUGGAGAUCUGGGGAGGAGAGCAAUACGAGAUCUCCUUCAAGGUGUGGAUGUGCGGGGGCCGCAUGGAGGACAUCCCCUGCUCCCGGGUGGGGCACAUCUACAGGAAGUACGUCCCCUACAAGGUCCCUGGAGGCGUCAGCUUGGCGAGGAACCUGAAGCGCGUGGCGGAGGUGUGGAUGGACGAGUACGCGGAGUACAUCUACCAGCGCCGGCCCGAGUACAGGCACCUGUCCGCCGGGGACGUGACCACCCAGAAGGAGCUGAGGAACUCCCUCAACUGCAAGAGCUUCAAGUGGUUCAUGACCGAGGUGGCGUGGGACCUGCCCAAACACUACCCCCCCGUGGAGCCCCCCGCCGCAGCCUGGGGAGAGCUUCGCAACGUGGGCAGUGGCUUGUGCAUGGAGAGCAAGCACUUCGCCUCAGGGUCGCCCAUUCGGGUGGAAACCUGCCUUAAGGGGCGGGGUGAGACAGGCUGGAGUCAUGGACAGGUCUUUACGCUGGGCUGGAGGGAGGACAUCCGUGUGGGCGACCCCAUGCACACCAAGAAGGUGUGCUUCGACGCCAUCUCCCACAACAGCCCCGUCACCCUGUACGACUGCCACGGCAUGAGGGGCAACCAACUGUGGAAGUACAGAAGGGAUAAGAGUAUAUAUCACCCCGUCAGUAAUAGUUGCAUGGACAGCAGCGCUACAGAGAAGAGGGUGUUCAUGAACACCUGUGACCCCAGCUCCCCGGGCCAGCAGUGGACGUUCGAGAAAACCAACAGCACCGUGCUGGAGCAGUUCAACCGCAGCAACAACUGAGACCAAGCAGAGCACUGUGUACCUGGGAUUGCAGAGUUUGUGAUCAAGGGG
Messenger RNA from Megalops cyprinoides (Indo-Pacific tarpon), 1935 nucleotides. It is a transcript of the gene galnt10, whose product is annotated as UDP-N-acetyl-alpha-D-galactosamine:polypeptide N-acetylgalactosaminyltransferase 10 (GalNAc-T10). Lineage: Eukaryota; Metazoa; Chordata; Actinopteri; Elopiformes; Megalopidae. Bases 64 to 1884 code for a protein of 606 amino acids. The record is from RefSeq and is a predicted model, not a curated record. Gene Ontology annotation, cellular component: Golgi apparatus. The transcript has 12 exons.